AUGAUGAGUCCAAAAAGAAAUGAUUUAUUUUGAAGAAGAAAAAAAGCAUCUUUUCAUAGGCAAGUGAUUUAGUGUUUAUCGUGCAGUGAAGUGUAAAGUGAAGUGAAAUAUAUUAAGUUAUGUUUGGAACAAAUAUGUUUAUAGAAUCAUGAAUUGCCAGUUUAAUAACGAAUAUUUAUAGACUCAAAAUUGUGCUCAGUGGUUGACACGUUGUCGGGACAUAGUCGGCAUCCAGUCGUGGAGGAGCGGACGAUGAUUUCUGGCAGAUGGCAUCGCCUCAGCUUUCGCGGAAAAGUGCGCAUGGUCGCCCGCGACGGGGCAGCGAAUCCUUGUCAUUAGCUGCAGAAACGCCAUCAGAGGCGAACCGUAGCACUCGCUUGUGAACGUGCAACAAAGUGUGGUGCUACAAUAGUGAAUAUGUGACGGAGUCUCAAGUACAAAAUGGACUUGUCGCCUGCAACAUGAGCCAAGAGAACCACAGUGAGCGACCCAGAGUCGCCACCAUCAUCAUAAUCUCCUGCCUGUACCACCUACAGCACCUGCGCACCAUUUGGGGUCUUCCUGCGUCCAAUGGCGCCAUCGUGCUGGAUCGACCAUAUUUCGACGACGUCUCGUCGAGCAACGUGACUGCAGUUGUAGACGAAGUGGCGAUAUUAAAAUGUCGCGUUAGGAAUCGCGCCAAUCGCACCAUCUCAUGGAUGCGAAAGCGCGAUCUGCACAUUCUCACAUCUAACUCAUUCACUUAUACCAGCGAUCAACGCUUUUCCGUUGAUCAUCCGGUCAACAGCGAUGACUGGAACCUAAAGAUUAAUUUUGCGCAGAGACGCGACAGCGGCAUUUAUGAAUGCCAAGUAAACACUGAACCCAAAAUCAACAUGGCCUUCCACCUUGAAGUUACAGAUCUCCUGGCGGCAGCACGAGCGAAGAUUCUGGGCUCGGCGGAGGUGCAUGUAAAGAAAGGCAGUACUAUCUCAUUGGCUUGCUCCGUUAACGUGCACGCUCCGUCCAUAGCGUGGCUGCACGACUCGGCCGUAGUGGAUUUCGACUCGGCGCGGGGCGGUAUCAGUCUCGAAACGGAAAAGACGGACGUUGGCACGACGUCGCGUCUCAUGCUGACGCGAGCUGCACUGCGCGACUCCGGCAACUACACGUGCCAACCCGCGGGUGCCGUGAGCGCAUCUGUGGUCGUGCACGUACUCAAUGGCGAACAUCCAGCUGCCAUGCAGACCAGCAACGCACGACCGUGCCCCUCGACUGCGCUCGUGCUCAUAGGCGCGCUCUUGCUGGCGCCCCCAUAUCACGCGGCGCGUCUCCUCCUCUCUCUCACCCAAUAAACACAAGCUCAUUUGACAGGUUAGAAAACACUGCUGUUUCACA
Molecule: messenger RNA, 1377 nt
Organism: Phlebotomus argentipes
Lineage: Eukaryota; Metazoa; Arthropoda; Insecta; Diptera; Psychodidae
Product: zwei Ig domain protein zig-8-like
Exons: 3
Coding region: 462-1334 (290 amino acids)
Biological process (GO): synapse organization
Cellular component (GO): neuron projection membrane
Source: RefSeq, a predicted model, not a curated record